CGUGACGUCACUUCCUCCAUUAACGUACCAACAUGGACGCCGCUGAGGAAAUAAGUAAAGCAGAAGAGUUUUCUGAUAAAAAUGCCUCUAAAAUCCAUGAGCGGAUCGUGAAGCGGCAGCAGCUGCUGGCGGAAGGCGCAGAGCGGAGGAAGGAGGCCCGGCAGAAGCAGACUGUGGCCGGGGAGAGGAGCGAGGUUUUCCUGGAAGCCUUCAACGCGGAGCGAGCCGGCCUGGAGCAGCUCCUCAGCGGCUGCUUGGGAGCGGAGCGGACCGCGGUGACCCGGGACCUGGAGGAGGCGGCCGCAAAGAUGGCGGAGCUGCAGAAGCUCCUGAACGACAGCAUGAUGUUUCUGAAUCAGUAUGAGAUCCGGGUCGCUCAGAGCGCCCUGCAGAAGCUGCAGGCAUCACUGAGCGAGAGCAGGGAGCAGGCCAUGCCCAAGAAGAAGUUCAACUUCAGGUCGAGGAGCAAAGCUGCUGAGAAGAACUCUGCUCCUCCUCCUGCUGCUCCUCCUGCUGUGACUGAGGCGGAUGGAGCAGCUGCCGCCUCCCAGCAGCCUGACUUCUCCCACAUCAGCGACCAGCUCCUAGAAAAGACUUCAGAGGAGAUCCAAAGCCGAGACGUUCUGCUGACUCAUCUGACCAACUGCAAGGUCCGCCUGUACGGUUCUCCCAGCACGCUUCACCUGAAGCACCUCCACGGCUGUGAGGUCCUGUGCGGCCCCGUAGCCACCUCCGUGUUCGUGGACCACUGCACCAACAGCGUCCUGGCCUUCCCCUGCCAGCAGCUGAGGACGCACAACACCAGCGACACCCAGGUGUACCUGCACGUCACCAGCCGGGCCAUCAUCGAGGACUGCCGGGGGGUGGGCUUCGCCCCAUUCUCCUGGUCGUACCCCACCCUGGAUCAGGACUUCUCUUCCUCUGGCCUGGACCCAAACAGGAACAACUGGAGCCAGGUGGAUGACUUCAACUGGCUGGCUGCUGGGACGCCCUCCCCCAACUGGACCGUCAUCCCAGAAGCAGACAGGAAGACCACCUGGGACCCUUAAAGUCUUUCUGUGUCCGCAUGUUCAUCUACGCUCCUUAUUCAGUGGUUAUAGAAACAAAUGUUUCGGCUUAAAUCGAUUGGAGGAAAAAGUGCAUCACCUAAAUAGAAACACUGUGAAUAUUUAUUCCUUAAAUAAAGCUUCUUCCUCAACUUUACUCCCAUCCGUACGGAUCAACUGAUGCACCUAUUUUAAGGCCGAUACCGAUACCUAUUAUUCUGGCAUCCAUCUUAACUGAUCUUUGAAGCUGAUGUUUUUUUUGUACCUCAAUUUACAUUAAAAAAUUACACAACAUUUAAAAAA
Messenger RNA from Cyprinodon tularosa, 1349 nucleotides. It is a transcript of the gene tbcc, whose product is annotated as tubulin folding cofactor C. Gene Ontology annotation, molecular function: tubulin binding. Bases 33 to 1049 code for a protein of 338 amino acids. Gene Ontology annotation, cellular component: cytoplasm. Gene Ontology annotation, biological process: tubulin complex assembly; post-chaperonin tubulin folding pathway. The transcript has a single exon. The record is from RefSeq and is a predicted model, not a curated record. NCBI's taxonomy places the organism in Eukaryota, Metazoa, Chordata, Actinopteri, Cyprinodontiformes, Cyprinodontidae.